UUUUUCCAGAUUUAAAUAAUGCUGAUCCAUUAAUGUUGAAAAAUGUUCUAAUGGAACAGGUAAAACUUGUUGGUCAACUUCAUCAACAACAACAACAACAACAGAAUAGCAACAACAACAACAACAAUAACGAAAACGAAUCUCAAUCAUCAAUCAAUUGUCCAUUUUGUCCAUAUUCACAUACAUCGGAAUUACAUGUUCAAAUGCAUAUUUUAACUGCUCAUCAACCACAACAACAACAACAACAACAAUCAUUAAAUGAUCAGCAACAACAGAAUCAACAACAACAACAACCGAAAACAACAACGACGACAACGACAAAAUCUAACAGCAAUAAUAAUUCUACUACUACUACUACUGCUACUAUUGUACCAUCAAUAUUGUGUCCAUUAUGUCAAGAACCAUUUAAUGAAAAGAAUCGUCUUGAAUGUCAUCUAGUCGAAAUACAUAAUGUGAAUAAAGAAGGCGUACAAAGAUUAAUGUUAUUAGUUGAUACAAGUGAAUUGGAUAAAUAUUCAUCAUCAUCAUCAUCCAAUAAUAAUAUAAACAAAAUAAGUGAUGUCGAUCAAAUUAUGAAUCGUGAAAUGAAUUUCAGUCAUCAACAACAACAACAACAACAACAACAAAAUGAUGACAAUGAUGAUGUAGAUGGUGCUAUUGAUGAUAAUGGACGACCAAAUUCAAAUGAUUCAAUUAACAAUUCUAAAUUGUUAAUGGCAGCUCCUACUACUAAUACUACUGAUGAUGAUGAAAUGACACAAUCAAUGAUGAUGACAAUGAUGGAUAACAGUACACAACAACAUUUUUCUAAAUGUUUAAAAUUGACGAAUAACAGUCAGAUAACAUCAAAUCUGGCAUCGAAUGUACCAAUUUCUGACCGUCAUGUUUAUAAAUAUCGUUGUACACAAUGUUCAUUGGCAUUUAAAACAUUUGAAAAAUUGCAACUACAUUCACAAUAUCAUUUGAUACGUGCAGCAACACAAUGUGUUAUUUGUGGACGAAGUUUUCGUUCAGUUGAAUCAUUACAGAAACAUGUGGAAUCUGCACAUUCAAACCUGAAUGAUGAUGAAUUAGAACAAUAUAAAGCUAAUUUGGUUAAUAAUCAAUUUCUAUUCGCUCUUGGCCGUAAUGGUGGUAUAUUGGAUCCUGCCACAACAGAAUUAUUGAAAAAAGAAUCUUUUCGUUGUGGUGAAAAUGAUAAUGAUAAUGAUGAAUCAAUGGAAUUGGAAAAUAAUGGUGCCAUUGAUUUAGCCAAUAAUAAAGAUUCUAAUGAAAAUGAUAAUAAUCAAUCAAUGGACAAUAAUAACAUGGAAUCAAUGUCUGGAUCGGAAAAUGUUUCUGGUUCCAUCAUUAACAACAUUUUCAAUGGUGGUGGCAGUGGUUCAAUCAAUAAUGUGGAUAAUUCAAGUCUUGAAGAUUAUCUGAAUUCACAACAUUUAGCUGAAGAUAAUUAUAAUGAUCCAAAUCGUCGUUUUAAAUGUCAUCGUUGUAAAGUGGCAUUCACUAGACAAAGUUAUCUUACAUCACAUAAUAAAACAUUAUUACAUCGUAAAGGUGAAAAAAUGAGCUAUCCAAUGGAAAAAUAUUUGGAUCCAAAUCGUCCAUUUAAAUGUGAAAUAUGUAAAGAAUCAUUUACGCAGAAAAACAUACUAUUGGUUCAUUAUAAUUCUGUAUCACAUUUACAUAAAUUGAAACAAAGUAUGAAAGAAAGUAGUGCUGCUGUUGCUGCAUCGGUAGCUGCUGCCGCAUCAUCAUCCAAUAACGAUAAUUCAACAACAAAUGAAUCGAUAAAUGAUGAUGAUAAUAAUGAAAAUAAAUUAUACAAGUGCAAUCUAUGUAAAGUUAGCUAUUCGAUGGCAUCAUCAUUACAUCAACAUCUUCGAUCAACGUUACAUCAACAACGUACAUCGAAAUUACAUGAAUUGGCUCAAAGUGGUCAAUUGGAUUUAAGUUUGCCAUUAAUUGAACCACUCAAUCAUUAUGAUCAUAAUAUCAACAAUAACAACAACAACAAUUCUUCAUCACCAUCAUCGUCAUCGAAAAUCAAUUCAACAUUAUCGAUUGAAUCAAGUGCCAAAACCAAUUCAACUAGUCCGAAUUUAAAUAAUAAAUUUCCUGAAAUAUUGAUGGCCAAUCUUAAUGAACAACAACAACAACAACAGCAGCAGCAGCAACAAGCAUUAGCUUUUCAACAAGCAGCACUUAAUCUUGCAUUGGCUGCCGGAACGAAUCCUAAUCAAACAGGUUCAUCGAAUAUGAUUAAUAAUCAAACAACAAUGAUGAAUCAAAUGAAUGGUGGUGUUGGUGGUCAACAAUUACCAUUUACCUGCGUUAAAUGUGGUGCAGCAUUCAUUUCACAAGAUGCCCAAAUUCAACAUCAACAAUUAUGUGGCCUAUUUGGUAAUAUAACCAAUGUGAAUAAUAUGCAAUUUGUUGCCGCUCAACAAGCUAAACAGCAACAAGCAUUAUCAAAAUUAUCGAAUCUACAAGGUCCAUUAUAUAAGAAUAAACCACAGCUAUAUAAACAUUUACUUGAAACAUGGGGAUUUGAAAUUGUAAUGCAAUUCAAUGAAAGUAAUCAGAAAAAUAAAAAAUCAACAACAGCAAUGGAUGAUUGUAAUAAAGAUGAAGAUAAUGGUGAUGAAGAAAAUGUUGAAAAUAAUGAUGAACAACAACCACAACAGCAAAGCAGUAGAAAUAAUGAAACUGAUGAAACCGCUACAUCUACCGCUAAUCCAAUCGAACAAUCCGUUGUUAGUGAUCCAAAUUCAGCAGCAGCAACAACAACAAAUAACAAACAAGAAGAUAAUUCAAUAGCCGAAUCAACAACAACAACAAAUGAUAAUGAAAAUGUACCGCCAGAAAUAAACAAAUGUCAAUGUGAUAUUUGUUUGAAAGAAUUUUCCUCUAUAUGGGUAUUGAAAGCACAUCGUGAAGAAAUUCAUAAAGAUGUCAUACCAUUAGAUGUUGUUGAAUCAUUUGCCGAUGAAUAUCGUAAUGAAUAUGAUCGUAAAUUCUUCAAUGGUAAUGAUAAUGAUGAUGACGAUGACGAUGAUGAUGAUAAAACUAUUGAAGAUUCAACAACAACAAUAAUAACCAAAAACAACAACAACAAUGAUAAUGUUGAAAUGAAACGAAACAACAAUAAUAAUAAUGGUUCCGAUAACACUACAGCCGAUAAUACUUCAAAUCAUCCUCUUGCUUCUUCUUCAUUCAUUGGAUCAAUGAAUCAAUUGUCAGCCAAUAAUUCAAUUGUUGGCGGUGAACCAAUCACAAACAUGAUUACAGCCGAUCAAUUGGCCAAUAUGAAUCAACUUGCUGCUGCAGCUAAUGCAAAUAAUCUUGUUCAAUUAUUACCGAAUUUAUCACCUAAUUCAACACCAGCUGAAAUUGCUGCUGCAAAUCAGAUGGCUGCUCAUAUUCAAUUUAGUCAAUUGUUAAUGAGUAUGGGAUUAGCCGGUAUGGCUGCCGGAAUGCCAAUGCCUCCCGGUAUGAAUGUACCAUUUGCUGCUGCUGCCGCCAUGGGUAUUCCACCACAAUUGAUUCCGGUAAUGAUGGCUGAUCCAAUGAUGGCUGCUGCUGCGGCAUUCAACAAUCCAGCAUUAGCAGCCGCUGCUGCGGCAGCACAAUUGAAUCAAGCCCAACAACAACAGCAACAACAACAACAACAAGUAACAUCGACAAAUAAUCAUUCAACACCGGGAACACCAUCACCAGCACCAACAACACCGGUAAUGCCUAUUCAAACGCCGAUAGUUAAUACACAAACAAUAAACAAUCAAAAAACAGCCGCUGUUGCUGCGGCUGCUGCUGCGGCCGCCGCUGCAGCAUCCGUUUCUCAACAACAAAAACGUGCACGAACACGUAUCAGUGAUGAACAGCUGAAAGUUUUGCGACAAUAUUUUGAUAUCAAUAAUUCACCAACUGAAGAACAAUUAAUUGAAAUGAGUCAAAAAUCUGGACUACCAAUGAAAGUAAUAAAACAUUGGUUUCGUAAUACAUUAUUCAAAGAACGGCAACGUAAUAAAGAUUCACCAUACAAUUUUAAUAAUCCACCAUCAACAUUUUUAAAUUUGGAUGAAUAUGAAAAAACAGGUGAAGCUAAAGUAUUUACAUUGGAUGAUUUGAAAAAAACAGAAAAUCCAGUUGGAGGAGAACAAAAUAGUGGUGGUAAUGUAAGUGGUAAAGAAAAAUCAAUGUCAAUCACCAAUAUAACGAAUACGACUAACAGUAACAAUAAUAUGAAAGAUAUGAAACCAAAUGAUUCAGAAAGUGAAUGUGAAGGAAAAAUCAGUGAUUUAAAAAGUUCAUCAUCAAAUAAAGAUACUGAUUAUGCAACAUCGGAUGAUGAAGAAGUCAAACAUCAACGUAAUCAUUCAUCAUCAUCCGCAACGAAAGAAAUGAUUUCAAUCGAUCAACAACAGCAACUACAACAACCAACAAUGAUGAUGGAAAUUGGUAAUGAAUUAUCCGGUAAUUCUAAACAUCAUCAUCAUCAAUUGUCAUGUUCGAUCCAGCAGCAGCAGCAACAACAACAACAACAACAUCAAGAUUUUGAUCAAUUAAGUAAAACAAUGUCAUAUCAGACAAAUAGUCCACCACCAUCAGAAUCAUCAAUGUCAUCAGCAUGUGAAUCGAUUAACAAUAAUAAUAAUCAAUCAGUUGCUACAUCAUCAUCAUCAUUAUUUGCUGGUCUGACUAAUUUCAAUCAUGCAUCAUUAGCCAAUCAUCCUGGUAUCGCUUCAUCAUCACCAUUACAAUUCGCAUUGGAUGCAGCACAACGAUCACAAUUGGCUGUUGCUGCAGCCGCUGUAGCGGCUAAUCAAUCGAGCAUGAUGACAACACCACCACCGAAUGUUAGUACACAUUCAUCAUCCGGUAAACGAGCGAAUCGUACACGUUUUACUGAUUAUCAGAUAAAAGUAUUGCAAGAAUUUUUUGAAUCAAAUGCCUAUCCAAAAGAUGAUGAUCUUGAAUAUCUUUCUAAAUUGUUGAAUCUAAGUCCACGUGUUAUUGUUGUUUGGUUUCAGAAUGCACGGCAAAAAGCACGUAAAGUGUAUGAAAAUCAACCACCAACAACACCUGUUGGUGAAGAUGAUGGUACUGGUCGAUUUCAACGUACACCUGGUUUAAAUUAUCAAUGUAAAAAAUGUUUACAAGUAUUUCAACGUUAUUAUGAAUUGAUUAAACAUCAGAAAAGUUCUUGUUUCAAAGAUGAAAAUCCAUUAGCCGCACAGAUUCGAAUGGCAGCCGAAGCACGUGCACAGGCUACUUCGCCAAAUGUUUCCACAUCACGUGAUUCAACAUCCACACCUAUUGAUUGUACAAGAUCAAGUACAGCUACACCGGAAAAAAUUCAGCUAAAUCUUAUGACCAGUCCGAAUUCUACGGUUGCAUCUCCAUCAAGCAUAUCGGGUAAUACUACGAGCAAAACAAGCCCAAUUACCAGUAAUGAAAAUAAUCAAACAUUCCGUUGUGAUAAAUGUCCAAUGGUUUUCAAUCGUUUGGAUCUAUGGAGAGAUCAUCAGAUUGUACAUAUUGUUAAUUCAAAUCUAUUUCAAGCAACGGCUAAUCCAUUUGGAUUGAUGCAACAACAUCUUGAUAAUCAAUCUGUUCUUCCUCCUCCUCCUCAUCAACAACUGCAACAACAACCACUACAGCCAAUGACAAGCACAAGUCCACAACCAUCACCAAAUUCAAUGAUACAAUCUGGUACUAAACGUAAAAUUAUCGAAACACCUGAUGAUGAUGAUGAAGAUGAUGAAGAAUCACGUGAUGAUUUUGAUUCAAUGAGUGGUAAUGGUAAUAAUAGUAAUUCAAGUGAUCAAACACCACGUGAUAAACGAUUAAGGACAACCAUUCUACCUGAACAAUUGGAUUAUUUGUAUCAAAAAUAUCAGAUUGAUUCGAAUCCAUCAAGAAAAAUGUUAGAAAGUAUUGCAAAAGAAGUCGGAUUGAAAAAACGUGUCGUACAGGUUUGGUUCCAGAAUACACGUGCACGUGAAAGAAAAGGUCAAUUUCGUGCACAUCAACAAGUGAUUCAUAAACGUUGUCCAUUCUGUCGGGCAUUAUUUAAAGCUCGUUCAGCGCUAGAAUCUCAUCUGGCCACACGUCAUGCUGAUCAAUAUACAAAAGGUGAUAUUAAUAUUGAUAAUCUACCUGAUGGUGAUCCUUCGGAAGAUGGUGAUGGUAUGCCUGAUAUCGGUAAUGAUGGUGAUAAUAAUUCACAAAUGGCUGAUGUUAUGAAAAGAUAUGAAGAUUCAUUUAAAAAAUAUCUGGAUGAAUUGAAUAUUCAAGACAUAGCUAACAUCUUCGUUCAUCUCCAGGAAAAGAUGGCGGUCAAUUGCCCGCAGAGUUCGCCUUCAAGAUGAUGUCAGCCUUGACAGCAGCAGAACAGCAACAACAACAACAACAGCAACAAACAUUGAGCCAACAACAAGAUAAUAAUGACAAUGAUGACCUU
Messenger RNA from Dermatophagoides farinae (American house dust mite), 6463 nucleotides. The record is from RefSeq and is a predicted model, not a curated record. Lineage: Eukaryota; Metazoa; Arthropoda; Arachnida; Sarcoptiformes; Pyroglyphidae.